CAACUCCCAACAUUUUUGACAUGUACCAGGCUGAGGAGGAAGAGGAAGUUCCUCAACUCCAACGGAAGCCUAAGAAGAGAAUUGGUGAAUCCAGUCAAGGCCCUCCAGCCAAGAAGGGUCGACCAGAAGAUCCUCCUCAGGGUACGCCUACUGGGCAAAGUCCUGCGCCGACUGGGCGAACUCCUACUCCUCCUCCAGCUCCUUCUGAACAGCAAACUACUCUUGUUCGGCCGAAUCCUCCAGCUGCGCCUGCCAGGGAGCAUCUUUCUCGUGAAGAGGCUCAUGGGGCCAGACUUAAGAGCCGUGCCAUCCGAUCCGCCCGGGACCGCCUCGAUCGCAUUGGUAAAGGCGAGCGUGUUAGGGCCGCAAUGGUUCAAGCUGAAGAGCUGCCAGUCGACCAGAUCAUGAACAGGGCUUUGAACGAAAUCUCCAGCGCCUUACUUUCUGCCAUUACUGCCCGUACCCGAGCCCAGGCUUACCUCGAGCAGGCCGAGGCAAAAGCCAUCGAGAGGUUCCAGGUGAAAGCGGCCGAGGAGCUUUCGGAUGCUGAGGCUAAGCAUGCUAAGGAGUUGGAGGCGGCGAUCCGAGAGAGGGAUGCAGCGGUGACUAAGCUGUCCGAGGCUGAAGCUGCGAAGGAAGCAGCGGUCAAGUUGAGGCAAGAGUACCGGGAGUUCAACAAAACCCAUCUCCGCGAAAUCAAGCAUCUGGGGGAGGUACUCAAGACCAAGGAUAAGGCUAUUCUCUCCCUCGAGGGCAAAGUGAAGCAGUUGGAGCUUGACAACUCCAAGAAUCUGGAAAAGUAUAAGAGGACAACACUCCGAUGUUUCUACAAUUUCUGGAAACACAAUCAGGGUGCUGACUUUAGCUACCUUUCAGAGGAAGUCAGAACUGCGGAGCUGGCCCGAUGUGCUGCCCAACUGGCCGAGGAGGAAGCAAGAGCCGCGACCCCUGCCACUCCAAGCGUUGCUGGUUUGGAAGAAAAAGAUGAUGUUGAGGACGUGACUAACCAGGAUGCUGCCCAGGAUCCUCCAGCCCCGAAUACCUCUUGAAUUCUUAUUUGUUUUUUCUUCUUUUUUGGAUAUACGACCCAAGGGUCGUGGUGUAAAGACAGUAGUUUCUUUUUUAAACUUUGCUGUACGGGCAGCAAAUCUUUUUACUUUGAACAGUUAUAUCCAAACUUAAAUCUUGAUGUUAUAAUAUUUAUAACAUUUGUUCGUA
This is a messenger RNA of Humulus lupulus (European hop), 1218 nucleotides long. RefSeq lists its product as uncharacterized. The record is from RefSeq and is a predicted model, not a curated record. Bases 21 to 1049 code for a protein of 342 amino acids. The transcript is spliced from 2 exons. Lineage: Eukaryota; Viridiplantae; Streptophyta; Magnoliopsida; Rosales; Cannabaceae.